GCGCAAGAAGGAAGCGGCCGCUGUGCUCCCGGCGGCUGCGCUGGGGUAUGCGGUACCGGCUAGCGUGGCUGUUGCACCACGCGCUGCCCAGCACCUUCCGCUGCGUCCCCGGUGCCCGCCUGCCGCCCGCGGAGCGCCUCUGUGGUUUCCACUACUAUCUGGAAAUGCUUGCGUUGGGAACUGCAAAAGUUUGCCUGCCUCCGCCUUAUUUCCAAAAAAAGACUUACAGCAAAAUGAAUAAUCCAGCUAUCAAGAGACUAGGAAAUCACAUUAUCAAAUCUCCUGAAGACAAGCGAGAAUAUCGUGGGCUACAGCUGGCCAAUGGUAUCAAAGUACUUCUCAUCAGUGAUCCCACCACGGAUAAAUCAUCAGCAGCCCUUGAUGUACACAUAGGUUCAUUGUCAGAUCCUCCAAAUAUUGCUGGCUUAAGUCAUUUUUGUGAACAUAUGCUAUUUUUGGGAACAAAGAAAUACCCUAAAGAAAAUGAAUACAGCCAGUUUCUCAGUGAGCAUGCAGGAAGUUCAAAUGCCUUUACUAGUGGAGAGCAUACCAAUUACUAUUUUGAUGUUUCCCAUGAACACCUAGAAGGUGCUCUAGACAGGUUUGCACAAUUUUUCCUGUGCCCCUUGUUUGAUGAGAGUUGCAAAGACAGAGAGGUGAAUGCAGUUGAUUCAGAACAUGAGAAGAAUGUGAUGAAUGAUGCUUGGAGACUCUUUCAGCUGGAAAAAGCUACAGGGAAUCCCAAACACCCCUUCAGCAAAUUUGGGACAGGUAACAAAUAUACUCUGGAGACUAGACCAAACCAAGAAGGCAUUGAUGUAAGACAAGAGCUACUGAAAUUCCAUUCUACUUAUUAUUCAUCCAACUUAAUGGCUAUUUGUGUUUUAGGUCGAGAAUCUUUAGACGACCUGACUAAUCUGGUGGUAAAGUUAUUUUCUGAAGUAGAGAACAAAAAUGUCCCAUUGCCAGAAUUUCCUGAACACCCUUUCCAAGAGGAACAUCUUAAACAACUUUACAAAAUAGUACCCAUUAAGGACAUUAGGAAUCUUUAUGUGACAUUUCCCAUACCUGACCUUCAGAAAUACUACAGAUCAAAUCCUGGUCAUUAUCUUGGUCAUCUCAUUGGGCAUGAAGGUCCUGGGAGUCUGUUAUCAGAACUUAAAUCAAAAGGCUGGGUAAAUACUCUUGUUGGUGGGCAGAAGGAAGGAGCCCGAGGUUUUAUGUUUUUUAUCAUUAAUGUGGACUUGACUGAGGAAGGAUUAUUACAUGUUGAAGAUAUAAUCUUGCACAUGUUUCAAUACAUUCAGAAGUUACGUGCAGAAGGACCUCAAGAAUGGGUUUUCCAAGAGUGCAAGGACUUGAAUGCUGUUGCUUUUAGGUUUAAAGAUAAAGAGAGGCCACGGGGCUAUACUUCUAAGAUUGCAGGAAUAUUGCAUUAUUAUCCCCUAGAAGAAGUGCUCACAGCUGAAUAUUUACUGGAAGAAUUUAGACGUGAUUUAAUAGAGAUGGUUCUCGAUAAACUCAGACCAGAAAAUGUCCGGGUUGCAGUAGUUUCAAAAUCUUUUGAAGGAAAAACUGAUCGCACAGAAGAGUGGUAUGGAACCCAGUACAAACAAGAAGCUAUACCAGACGAAGUCAUUAAGAAAUGGCAAGAUGCUGACCUGAAUGGGAAAUUUAAACUUCCAACAAAGAAUGAAUUUAUUCCUACGAAUUUUGAGAUUUUAUCAUUAGAAAAAGAAGCAGCACCAUACCCUUCUCUUAUUAAGGAUACAGCUAUGAGCAAACUCUGGUUCAAACAGGAUGAUAAGUUUUUCUUACCCAAGGCUUGUCUCAACUUUGAAUUUUUCAGCCCAUUUGCUUAUGUGGACCCCUUGCACUGUAACAUGGCCUAUUUGUACCUUGAGCUCCUCAAAGACUCACUCAACGAGUAUGCAUAUGCAGCAGAGCUAGCAGGCUUGAGCUAUGACCUACAAAAUACCAUCUAUGGGAUGUAUCUCUCGGUGAAAGGUUACAAUGACAAGCAGCCAAUUUUGCUGAAGAAGAUUAUUGAGAAAAUGGCUACCUUUGAGAUUGAUGAAAAAAGAUUUGAAAUUAUCAAAGAGGCAUAUAUGCGAUCUCUUAACAAUUUCCGAGCUGAACAGCCUCACCAGCACGCCAUGUACUACCUCCGCUUGCUGAUGACUGAAGUGGCCUGGACGAAAGAUGAAUUAAAAGAAGCCCUGGAUGAUGUCACCCUUCCUCGCCUUAAGGCCUUCAUACCUCAGCUCCUGUCACGGCUGCACAUUGAAGCCCUUCUUCAUGGAAACAUAACAAAGCAGGCUGCAUUAGGAAUUAUGCAGAUGGUUGAAGAUACCCUUAUUGAACAUGCUCAUACGAAACCUCUCCUUCCAAGUCAGCUGGUUCGAUAUAGAGAAGUUCAGCUCCCUGACAGAGGAUGGUUUGUUUAUCAGCAGAGGAAUGAAGUUCACAAUAACUGUGGCAUCGAGAUAUACUACCAAACAGACAUGCAGAGCACCUCGGAGAAUAUGUUUCUAGAACUCUUCUGUCAGAUCAUCUCUGAGCCUUGCUUCAACACUCUGCGCACCAAGGAGCAGCUGGGCUAUAUUGUCUUCAGCGGGCCACGUCGAGCCAAUGGCAUACAGGGCUUACGAUUUAUCAUCCAGUCGGAAAAGCCACCUCACUACCUGGAAAGCAGAGUGGAAGCUUUCUUAAUUACCAUGGAAAAGUCCAUAGAGGAUAUGACAGAAGAGGCCUUCCAAAAACAUAUUCAAGCAUUAGCGAUUCGUCGCCUAGACAAACCAAAGAAACUGUCUGCUGAGUGUGCUAAAUAUUGGGGGGAAAUCAUCUCCCAACAAUACAAUUUUGACAGAGAUAAUACAGAAGUUGCAUAUUUAAAGACACUUACCAAGGAAGAUAUCAUCAAAUUCUACAAGGAAAUGUUGGCCGUAGAUGCUCCGAGGAGACAUAAGGUAUCCGUCCAUGUUCUUGCCAGAGAAAUGGAUUCUUGUCCUGUGGUUGGCGAGUUCCCAUGUCAAAAUGAUAUAAAUUUGUCACAAGCACCAGCCUUGCCACAACCUGAAGUGAUUCAGAACAUGACGGAGUUCAAGCGUGGUUUGCCACUGUUUCCCCUUGUGAAACCACAUAUUAACUUCAUGGCUGCAAAACUCUGAAGAUUCUCCAUGGGUGGCAAAGUGCAAGUGGAUGCAUUCCUGAGUCUUCCAGGGGCUAAGAAAACAAUCUUGGCCACUUUAAUAGUUUCUCAUUCACUAUUAGAGAGACAAACAGAAAAAAAGAAGUUUGUCAAAUGUCACUAUGUAGAAAUAUUAAAAAUCCAAAGUAAUUAAAUUACAGGAUCUUAUAGAUGUAGAAUAUUUUUAAAAUACAUGCCUCUUAAAUAUUUUAAAAUUUUUCUUUUUGUUACUAAGAGAAAUUUCCCUUAUAUAACAGUACUUAAAAUGAUGAAUGAUGUUCCUAUAGAAUCUUCCUUCCUUAUUCUGUAAAAUAGUCACUUGUCAGAAGAAAAUAUGUUAGCUUUUUUCUAAAAGCCUCUUAGGUUGACAGAAAAGGCUUCAAAACAUUUAGAAAGGUAAUAACUUUUUAAAAAUUGAUCCUCAAAUUUGCUUUCUACUUGAUGGUUUCAUGUAAAUCAGUGGAGAACAUUACAUCUGGCAGAUAACGAACAAAGCAAUGUCAUUUUCUUUUAUUAGUGAAAUUGCUGAUUAUAUAAGGCAUGGUUUUAAUCUUUUUAUAAAAUUUGAACAUGUUUUUUAUUCGAACUAGUAAAAUGCUGGAAAACCCUAGAACACCCUACUUAUUUACAGUGCUAGAAAUACAGACUUAGCUUUACAUCAAUUUUGUCCCAAACUGAAUUUCUCAGGAUUUCUGUGAUUUGUUUCUUUCUGAUUGAAUUAUAUUGACAUUCUUGUUGUUCAUAGUUGGUUUGCAGUGUCCCAUUAGUUUUACUUUUUCCCAUGAACAUGUUGCUGUAUUUAUUUAACAAGUACAAAUAGGGUCACCUUAGAGCCCACUGAGUGUGCAACAUGCCUUUCCAGCAUCAGCUAUUAUAAACACCUGUAACUUUUACUACCGUGAAAUUGCAGUCAGUAUAUGAAACAAAAUAUUUGCCCCAUUACGAAUUUAAAAGGCAACAAGUACAAAGUCGCCUUUUUGGAGGUAUAAAAAAUAAAGCCUUGGAUUCUUAAAUAGUGUGAUCUCCAUAAGACUCUCAAGUCCCUUUUUGCUACCACUCUAAUAUUGCCUUAAGUGUUAUUUUUUGAAUAGAUAAAUAUAAACAUACAAACACACAGAUGAUGACUGGAGUAGACUUUUAAAAAAUAUUUUUUUCAUGAGAUACUAUUUUAGGAGAAAUUGUUAUUGUGGAUUUAACAGCUGUUUUGAAAUAUUUACUGUUAUUAAAACUUCAAGAGAAAUUGUGACUAUACUUCCACAUCCGGCACUAGGAGCAGUAAGUGGCCCUGUUGUGCACUAACUCAGGCAAAGUAAAGAAUGGCGUUUUCAAAUGAUGUUUUGCCUGCAUAUGAGUUGAUUUGCCAGGACUUCUUUCCGUAGUCAUGUCUUUUCACAUCUUAAAUUUUCACAUCUUUUCAAAUAAUCUAAAUUUGGGGCAAGAAUGAUAUAAUCACAGCUGUGGAGGCUGCUUUCGAAAGCGGGUCUCCGUUCCUACUGUCAGAUAGAUGUGGUGCUGUAACUGUCUUUCUAUCCCUACCUUCAAGAGCUUCCUUGUAUGAAGCCUGUCUUUGUCCCUCAGAGGUGCGUGAGUCAUCACUUCCUUCUGGUUUUAUGCAUUUGUAGACUAUGCAGCUUUUCAUCAGACUGCAAAUAUAUAUGAGAGGGAUGUAAAAUUACUCCUGAGUGUUGAAAUCCACCACUGUAAGAGUAAAUAAUCCCCCUACCUUUUCUGUGGGAAAUUAUGUGCUAUUGAGUAACUUUUAGCUCUUUUUUAAAAAUGGGUGAAAUUUAACAGUGUCAUUUUUAUGAGAAAGUCACAUGAAGAAAUCCGAAAGGGAUCCCAUGUAGUCUUCCCGGAACCUGUGAUUGUCGUUCAGUGUGCUCCAGCACUGUCUGGUCUCCAGACUGGAUCGAGAGCUCCUGUCGGAUCACUCAGGCACACUAAGGGAUUCGUUCAGGCGGGUCCAAGCUGCAGUCCAUGAGCAAUAACAGACCACCCCGGAUCCUGCUGUCUACGCAAUGCUUAGGAAAUGAGAUUUGUGAGACAAAUGAAGUGUUUAGUUACUGUGACUUUUUUAAAAAGUCUUCUUUUUGACCAGUUGAUGUGGAAGAGAGAGCAUGUGACACAGCCAGUGUGGUGGAGUGCUAGGGUAAUCCUGUUUACAAUAAAUCUCCUGAAUUUAACCUCUGGAGUUUGCAUUUGUAUUAUUUUUACAGUUUCAGUGGCCAAUCCUCAACCUACCUCUCAACAUCCCAAUUUGACAGUGUUUCUCGCUUUCAUUAUUCCUAAUGCAGAAAGCAGUGAUUGUUCUUUUUAAGUGUAUCUGGGUAACAGUGAUUUAGUCAAAUAAAUGGGUCAGUUUCACACUCUUAUGAGUGGAUCACUUUUGUAAAACAGGAAUCUCAGUGUAAGAGGCUGAACACCUUCUUGCUGUGAGUAUUGUCACUGACCCCAAACCCAGAAAGAUGUGUCCCUGGCAUUACAGGGAGGGAAAAACAAAGGAUAGAAAAACAAAAGGUUUCUCUCCUCUACGGCUAGUCUUGGCAUCUUCUUGCCACAUCUCCAGCAGCAGAUUAGGCAGCUAUCUUGUUCAGUCCCUGGCUUCUAACUCUCUGUCAAUCUUUCUACUUAUGUGAUUGCCAGCUGGCUCAGACAGGCAUUUCAAGAGGAAAUCUGCUUGUCCCUCAGUUUCCAGCCUAGGAUAAAGGUCCAGCCCACAUGGUCAGGUGCUCAGGGGUGAGCAGCCCCAUCCAGAGGCCCAAAGCAACCCCAGGCUUAUGGCUUGGGACAGUUUUCCCCUCUCUCGCAGUGCAUGGAGGGAGUCAUCUCAUCCCCUUCUCAUAAUCUCUAAUACAGCUUCUCAGGAUGUCUAUGGUGAAAACCAGGGAUUCUCACAUACUUAUCUCCCUUUUGUAAGGGUGGUCCCUGCCCUCCUAAUCCUUCCCUGGCAGGGCCUCUGACCAGUUGGCUCCUGGGUCCCUCGUAUUCUGUGCUGCCUAUUGAAUGAAGUUCGCUUGUUGUCCUUGUCAAUUUGAACAUUGUACACCCCCCUGGUUUCUUGUGGCAGAACUUAUUGGUAGUACUGCAUUGCUACUUUUCUCACCCAAGUCCAACUCUUCAUAGAUACUAUAGCAUUUUGGACGGGUCAUACCCUACAUUAACAUUAACAUUAUAAAGCACUUUAUAGAUUACAGACCACCCUCACAGACAUCUUCCACAAUAAUCUUUUGACAUGGGAGGACGAAGAUUAAAAUUAUAUCAUCCCAGGUUUUCAGAGGUGAAAAUAGGCUCGGAAAGACUGAACAGUCUUCCAGGAUUGUGCAGGAAGCACAGACUCAAACUUCUACUUGGAUCUUUAAACCCUAGAUUUUGUUGUUCCAUGUGGAUUUCCUGUAAUAGCUACCAAGUCCACGAUGUGCUUGUGGAACAAAGUAGAAAGAGUGUUGCUUUUACAUUUGUGUGAAACUUUACCUUUUUCACAUGCACCAUCUUACUGAGUCUCCCAACUUUUGCCUAUUUUGGAUGGAGUGAGAUCAGAUCUCGGAGUCAAUGCACCUCUCCUCCAGUCCGCUGUUGUGUCCACUCUGCUGGGCUACCUUGUGGCCAGUUACCACACUGCCUGCAGGAUCUCCCUCCCUGUUGGGGUUAAUCCAGACCCAUGCCUCCUGUCCUGCUAAAACCCUGAAUCCAUGCAAGCUUUUCUUCCUGUUGCCCCUGGAGUGAUAGAUUAUCUGGAAUCCUUCAAAAAAUUCAGACGAGCAGUGUGAAGAAGAGUCAAGAUCAUCUGUGACCCCACCACUCUGAGACAACCACAUCUGCAUUAUGUUUCUUUGUAGUCUUUGUCCUAUGUAUAUAGAAUAGGGUCAUAUAUUCAGUGUUGCAACUUUUUCCUUCAAUAGUAUAUACUGAGAAUUUUCCACAUGGAUACUCUUGAAAAAAGGUGAUUUUUUAUUGUUGUUGGGUGUUUGGUGUCAUACUGUAGUUUUUUUAUUGAAUCCUCUUUGUGGGAUGUUUAGGGUGUUUUCAAACUUCUAUGUGUGAUAAAACUCUUUGUGCAGAG
Messenger RNA from Diceros bicornis minor, 7250 nucleotides. RefSeq names its product insulin degrading enzyme (gene IDE). Lineage: Eukaryota; Metazoa; Chordata; Mammalia; Perissodactyla; Rhinocerotidae. The transcript is spliced from 26 exons. Bases 48 to 3170 code for a protein of 1040 amino acids. Gene Ontology annotation, cellular component: cytosol; peroxisomal matrix; mitochondrion. Gene Ontology annotation, biological process: peptide catabolic process. The record is from RefSeq and is a predicted model, not a curated record. Gene Ontology annotation, molecular function: metalloendopeptidase activity; metal ion binding.